Messenger RNA from Amoebophrya sp. A120, 5567 nucleotides. NCBI's taxonomy places the organism in Eukaryota, Dinophyceae, Syndiniales, Amoebophryaceae. The record is from the annotation of a GenBank genome assembly.
GCUCAAGUCUUGCCGCUGUCGAUGUCACGAGGAGGAUCCUACUGAGGGGGCCUAUAAUGAAAUGGUUGUUCCUUCCUACUUGCGAAGAGCAAACCGAUCCUCUCGUGAUACAUUUUCUGAUCCAUUUUCAAGAUAGUGUCGUUUUGAAGCAGGAGCAGCAGACAAGAUCAGGCGGUUCUGAAAAAUCGAAUCUGAGUAAUUGUAAUUAUUCCCUUGAAGGACGAGCCUCCCGGCGCCGGGAGAUCAGAUCUUCCCCUCUCGUGUGUCAUGGCUUGCACGGGCUUUUGACAUAGUUAGAGAUCGCGACGCAAUGGAAACGCAAAAAAAAAUUUUCCGAGUUUCUCUGGCUCGGGAAGUAGAGCCUCAUGUUUACAAAGCGAGUUAAAAGUUUAAAAAGAGCUUUUCUAUAAAUUAUUGCCGCUCCAAUGGAUAAAACAUCAACAUCCACUUACCUCAUCCUCUAGAUGGCAAACACACGCCUGCUGGUGCGAAAAUGAGCACGGUGGGAACCUCCAACUCUACCAGCGUGGGCGCAACUGCCGCGGCGCUCGCGUAUGCAGUGCAAAUAGGCCGCUGGGUCUGGAAGAGUGCAACUUGUGUCGCUGCCUUUGGAUUCUGCAUGCAGCAAGCGGAGUCCGGUUUUUCCUACGCGGAGGGGGCAUUUCUCAUGCGGUAUAGGCAUCAGGAAGCUCUCCCUGUCCCUCUCGCUAGGGCAUACAUCGCAUGUGGUCAUGAUGCAAAUGUUGUGCAUUACAAGUCGUGCAAUCUUCCAGACCCCGACACUUCUGCACUUGAUAUCGCGGGACUUUUUGCGACGACGAAUCACGAGUCACUGGCACAAAGUACUGCAUCACCUACGCAAGCCGCGCCCACCACACCUACCGGAGCUGUUAUACUGCACCCUAACGAGGUGCAGCCCUCGCCCUCGUCUACCCCCCGUGACCACCAUUUGACCCACGAGCCGCAGUUUUGGUUCUACCUAGCACUCGCGGUACUGUUACUCUUCCUCGCCGGGGCUUACUCUGGGCUUACCGUGGGCCUGCUCGGCAUGGAUCCAGCGCAAUUGCAAGUAUUAAUCGCGAAGCAGGAGAGCCGAAACCUGGACGGUCCCAUGGGAGGCGUAUCGUAAUGAAAAACCUCCCCUCCCCAUAUCGAAAAGAAAAUUUGCGAUGCUGAUUUGGGAGCACAAAUCGCAUUGUAUUGCUAGAAGGCCAAGAGACGCAGCUGCUCCCUCGUUUGCUGGCCAUUUGUCUUGCUGUUUCCCUUUUCCAGUUGCUUUCUGUCAUGCUGAAGACGCAAGGCUUUCCCACGCCAGCCAGCACUGCAAUCCGCAUCUCUUCCCUUCUAGCAUGACAACGCGACUCGUGAUCACAAAUUAUGCUACACAAGUCUCCCUUUGAGUAAGUAUGUGGAGGGGGCAUUUUUUCUUUUGAUAAGGCGCGCCAGAAGUGGGCGAUGAUGAAGUAUUAAGCAAACCGAAAGCUUCUGCAGCCACUGCCUCUUCGUCGGGGCAAGUCGUGCUAGCGGCGCAUCACGGUAGCUUUUUACCGCUGUCUGCAACAGGGCCGCGGCGGCUCCGAGGUUUGUCGAGGAGGAGUGGACUACGCAGGAACUACAGCACACAGGUGAGCAACCGCAUGGAAAACCGGCUAUCGCAGUAUUUGAAAAACCACCACAGACUACUGUCGACGCUCCUUUAUCAACUGCAAAUAUGUUGUCUGGAUCUGGAAACUUGUGAUGCUGAUGAAUUGUCGUGGAUGACUGAUGAAAUACUUCCCAAUUAUGCAGCUGCCAAGGAUGACAAGUUUGCCGAGCACUCUCUCAUGCGCAGUCCGCAUGAGAAACUGCGGCUGCGCUUCUGUAUGACAAAAGAGGCCGCCUUUUUGUUAGUCAUGCAACACAGAUGUAGUUACAGGAAUGCAGGACUAGCAUAAUAAAUAUGCAAGUUCCAUGCUUGUUCCAGACCCAGACAUACAUGCAAUGCAUAUCCGCAUCGGGAACACGAUUUGCCUCGAGUCCCUCCCGUUGGUGUGGGACAAGAUCUUGGACGACGAGUCGAGCCCGUUUUUUGCCAUCCUGGUCUCGAUUUUCGGCGUUUUGAUUUUUAGCGAGAUCAUCCCGAUGGCGUUUUUGACGGGCGAUCACCGGUUGAGGUAUAUUACGAAGCUGGAGUUUCUGCUUUACUACAGCUACUACUACUUCUUCGCCCUGAUCUAUCAAACAAAAAAAGUUCGUCACGAUCACGCGCGCGCAUUUUUGUGAAUGCAAAACUUUCUGUCAUGCGUAAAAAUGCAUCACAGCCAAACGGCAUAAGGAAUAUUCCUAGCGUUUCUGCAACACAAGGAAAAGUUGUGACGCAAAAAAAAUUGCAAUGCAAGGCCUGCAAGUUAGUGACUGCGGCGAGCUUUUUUCUCUCCAUAUAAUCGCGGUCCCCAUGGCCUAUGUGCUGGACCUGUCGGUGGGAAAGCGGUAUGCAGUGCAAAGGUAAGUACGAUUCUCGUGGUACAACUAGUAGUGCAUUACAAAAAAUUCUUUCAAGAACAACAAUGCCAUUUGUCGUGCUGGAUCAGGUAGAAAGUAUAGAUUUGUGAUGCAAAAUAAAUCUUGCAAGUAGUACGAGUAUCAGAGAACAGACUUUUGCACAGAAUGAGAAGGAAACCGAUUUGGAGGAGAAGUUUGGCGAUGACGCAAGGCGGCUGACGACCCUGACGCUGCCCACUGAAAGUAUAGGGGAAGCAAUAUCACAGCAAAAAGACGACACGGCAAUCACGCCAGAUCAUGGCGUCCGAAGUGCAAGGAAGACAGGCACGAUACUGCGAGGAAAAAUCCGCCCUCCCCAUAUUGAACAGGUAUGUUCCUGAAAAUUUGUGAUGCUGAUUUGUGACGACAAAUCCUGUCGCUCUUGCAAGAAGGCAAAUCCAAAGCAUCCGCCGCCUUAUGGAGGCGAUUUGUAAUGCUGUUUCAUCUUCAACUUCAGUGCCGGCCUCUGUUAUGCUAAGCGCCUGCAACAGACCACCCCAACGCAGGCUGAGGCUUUGCCUGUGGUGCCUCAUUGCAAGACAGGGAUGAUUUGUGUACACAAAUCCAGCAACAGAAGUUUCCGUUUCAAUAUGGGGAGGGGGGAUUUUUCACAGUGAUACACGACCGUGAUCGAGAUGGAAGAGAUUGGUGUAGUUGGCGCGUUAUCCAAUGCAAAUAUGUCUGGGUCUGGAAGAAUGCAAGUUUGUCAUGCUUGUCGCACAUGACUCUUAGAUCUGUAAUGCUAAUGUGUGAGCAGGAAAAGAGCCUCUUGCCUGUCAUGCAAAAAUGUAGUUUGUCAUGCGGAAAGCGAAACACAAAGGAGCCCAGAAACUUGUCAUGCGUGGCUGCCUAUUGCAGUGUCCCCAUAUUAAUAAAUUCAUAAAUUAGCAUCACAAGUUUCCAGACCCAGACACUUUUGCAGUUGAUACGCGUAUAAUGAUAUCGGGGAGCCAGGCGGUGAAGCGCAAAAAUAUCCUGUGCGAAAGUAUCCGGUACUCGUUGUAAUCGCAACCCUGCAUAACAACAAAUCUCCAUCCCAAGGUAAAACAGCAUGACAAAUUCCGUUUGUCAUGCUUGGCAAAUUUGUAAUCCGCUUUCUGCUAGUGCGAUGCUUUUGGUUUUGCAAUGCAUAAAAAUUACUCCCACGGCACGGGGACGACCACAGGAGUUAAGCGGGAGCCGACGCCGGGACUGGGCCGCACGAGGUCGUCUUCCACACUGAGCUAUGAACUGCAAAAGUAAGUACAACGAUCGUACUAGUAGUAAUUAGAAUAACGACAAAUUCGCGCAGCAAUAGCAACGGAAUUUGUCAUGCCGAUUUAGCUUGGAAAAAACGUUUGUCAUGCAUUGAUGGCGAUUUAUUUUGCACACUUUUGCAAUUUCCAUAUGAACCAGAGGGACUUGCUGACGCUGAUCGAAAUGAUAUCAAGUGCGAAUAUGCUCGGGUCAGGAAAAAUGCGAGGUUUGUCAUGCUAGGCUAGCAGGACUCUCAAGUCUGUCAUGCGCGUUAUCCAAAAACCCUAUUUUUCUGUGAUGCAGAGUCGCAGUUUGUCAUGCAGAAUAGGCAACACUUAGAAGCUCAGAAUCUUGUCAUGCUGAGCCAUCAUUUGUGGGCUCCUCAUGCUACGUCACUCAGCAUUACAAGUUUCCAGACCCAGACAUAUUUGCACAGGGUAAAUGAACCUACCAAGCAACGAGGAGAAACUGGAGCUGGUUAUCCUAAGCAAAAACGUCCCCACCCCAUAGUCAAGUUGGGAAUCUAGCAACGCAAAUCUUCAAGUGUUGGGAGUUGUGCAUGACAGGUUUCCCUCUGCAGUGUAGUGCUGGUCGGCAAGAAGGGAAGCCGCAUGAGAAAGCCACUCUCUCAUCCUGUUUACAGCAUUACAAAUUCCAAAACUCGACUGGAAAUUAUGCCUCUCAUGGAGCUGCGCAGUACAAAUCGAUUCCUGUCAUUGCGCAUUUGCAUGACAGCCGUGGGGUCGUGGGGACGUUUUUACUCAGGAGACCGGUGAGAGAGCUUUUUUUGCACCACCACGCGGACCUUUCUUUUUUGCGCACGACCUCCAGCAAGUACAGUCCUCACAAAGUAGAUGAAAACUACCUUGAGCGGGGUAGAAGUAGUACUACAGCCGUGGAGCUGCAACCACGUGAAAUAGAGCACCGCCAAAGUAGCAGCAGCAGCAGCGGCAAUGCCGGGGGGGAGAGAACGAGAAGAAUAAGAAGUACCAGCAGUAGUACCUCAUCUACGCCGGGGCGGACGAUGAGCAACUACCACGGGGCAAGAACCACGACUACUUCCGGCGCUCCUCUUGGUCACCAGCAAGCUAGUAGUACGACACUUCGUGGCGACGCAAGCCAGCAAGCGGUGGUUCCUACUUCCCCCGCACAAUUCCCCACCGGCGUAGAAGUAGUUCCGGCGACGCUGACAGGAGCACCUCAGCUCUCUCCCUCUCGGACUGGUUUUGGAGAGAGGAGGCAGAUAUCAAAUGUAAAAAUGUCUGGGUCUGGAAGAUUGCCAGGCUUGUCUUGCACAUUUUGCAUGACUUCUGACGUCUGUGAUGCAUGCCCUAGCAUCACAGAUUUUGUGAGGACUUCCUGAUGCCUAUACCGCAUGACAAAUGCUCUUUCCGUGUAGCAAAACUUGGACUCUCUUUGCUGCUCAUGCAAUACAGAUUUUUUUAGAAUCCAAAAUCAGCAUGACAAGUUGCAUUCUUCCAGACCCAGACAUUUUUACAGUUGAUAGCAGAUAGGAGUAGAACACGCGUCUUUGAUCGGAAACCGGUACCAUUGACGACAAACGACGUUGACCUAAAGCAUAGCUUUUUGACAUCUACCACUGCUCACGAGGACAUUUUGAUUUUCGACACUCGGGGUCUUGCACCAAAGAUAAAGACUUAGAUUAUACCAAACGCCGCGCAUUACUAAAAUUAGGAAGAACUUAUACAGGAUGAUGUAAAACCACUGCAGUACUUUUGAAAAGCAAAAAUCCUUCUCCAAGAAAUGCGGCGCUACUUCUUUCGGCGAUUACCAGCACUCUGUGUUCCAAG